AUGAAGUAUAUUGCAGGACCUGCUAACAUAUCAGACUCACUAUCGCGACUGUGCUCACAGUUCGAUUUACCUUUCGACGAGAAUGCUGAGCAUUAUUUAUGCGCAAUUGGAGAAGGGCUUACAGCAAUAACUUUGGAAGAAAUACGAUUGGAAACUGUAUGCGAUGAAAUUUUGGCAGGAGUUGUUAAGGCACUUGAAACCGGCAUUUGGCCAUCAGUACUUUUUCAGUAUCAAGCAUUCUCUACUGAGUUGGGAAUUCCAAAGGGAAUUGUGGUGCGUGAAGAUAGAAUCGUGCUGCCAGAAAGGCUUAGAUUAAGAACGCUGGAUAUAGCACAUAGAGGUCAUCCCGGAAUAGUGGCUAUGCGUAUGAAUCUCCGAGAGAAAGUGUGGUGGCCGGGUAUGGAUAGAGAUAUCGUAAAUAGGAUUAAAGAGUGUGCUGGUUGCGCUGCAGUGAGCAAACUAACACCACCAGAACCGAUGCAGAGGGAAGGAAUGCCAGAUCGGGCCUGGCAAGAGAUUGCGAUUGAUUUCUUUUCAGCAAAGGAGUGUGCGACGUUUAUGGUUGUUGUCGACUAUUAUAGUUGGUUUCUACGGGUUAUCGAGAUGAAGAGUACGACUGCAGAGAAGACUAUCGAUGCUCUGGAAGGUAUAUUUAUCGAGCAAACGUACCCAGAGACGAUUCGUAGUGAUAAUGGCCCGCCGUUCUCGAGUGAAGAAUUUGCACAGUACUGCUCGAAUAAAAACAUAAGACUUAUUCGUACCAUUCCAUACUGGCCGCAGAUGAACGGUCUUGUAGACGGUCUUGUAGGUCUUCGGACACUUCGGAUCGCCAAAGGUCUUCGGACACUUCGGAUCGCCAAAGCAACGAAGUCGGACUGGCGGAAGGCAAUAACUGAGUAUGUGUAUGUCUACAAUACAACACCGCAACCAGUCACCGGAAAAGCUCCAAUGGAACUUCUAACUGGUCGGCCGGUGAAAGACUUAUUACCCUCUUUGAGAACCGAUCCUAGCUGGAAUCGCGACGAAAGCGUGCGCGAAAAUGAUGCUAUCAAAAAAAAAAUAAAGGGAAAAUCUAUGCUGACCAACGUCGUCAUGCGAGAGAUCGAAGUUGGCGAUUAUGUGAUGAUUAAGAACAACGAAUGCGGGAAAGUUGAGCCGAAGUUCCGCCUAGAGAAAUUUCAAGUUUUAAAAAAGAACGGCAGUGAUACAAUCGUCGUAAAUGAGGACGGUGUUCGGUUUCGGCGUUGUAUCUCACAUCUUAGGAAAUGGCCUUCUACCUCGGCUCAACUCAAGACCCCAGAACCAUCUGAACCUUCAGCAUCGAACAAUCAAGAGAAAAGAGAAGACACACUUGUCUCUCAACCAUCAUCAAAGGAAUUCGUGACGGCAGAACAGAGUAGUCCACCAGACGAAAAUCCGCGAGAACGUCCUAGAAGGAUGCGGAAGCUGCCACGUCGUUAUGACAUUUAA
This is a messenger RNA of Wyeomyia smithii (pitcher-plant mosquito), 1470 nucleotides long. RefSeq lists its product as uncharacterized. Bases 1 to 1470 code for a protein of 489 amino acids. Gene Ontology annotation, molecular function: nucleic acid binding. The record is from RefSeq and is a predicted model, not a curated record. Gene Ontology annotation, biological process: DNA integration. Lineage: Eukaryota; Metazoa; Arthropoda; Insecta; Diptera; Culicidae. The transcript has a single exon.